CCGCGCGCCCGACGCGGCUCGAGGGGCGGCCAAUGGGCGCGGGGGACGCCCGCCGGCUCGGGGACCCGGCUCAGCCCGAGGGCUCGAGGGCCGCCGCGCCGCAGCUCUCCGCGCUGGCACUGCAGUUCCUGGGCAGCCAGGCGCCGUGGCCAUGGCGUCUUCAGCGGCCGGCGUGGUGGCCAUCGUUGGCAGUGGACUCAUUGGGCAAAGCUGGGGUAUGCUUUUUGCCAGUGGAGGCUUCAAAGUGAAACUCUAUGAUAUCGAGCAACAGCAGGUCACAAAAGCCCUGGAAAACAUCAGAAAAGAGAUGAAGUUGCUGGAGCAGGCAGGUUCUCUGAAAGGCUCUCUGAGUGCUGAAGAGCAGCUGUCACUCAUCCGCGGUUGUGCAAGUGUUGAAGAAGCAGUAGAGGGCGCCAUGCACAUUCAGGAAUGUGUUCCAGAAAACCUGGAGCUGAAGAGGAAGAUCUUCGCUCAGUUGGACCGAGCCGUCGACGACACGAUUGUCUUGAGCAGCUCCACCUCGUGCCUCCUGCCCUCCCAGCUGUUUGCCGGUUUGGCACAUGUGAAGCAGUGCAUUGUGGCCCAUCCUGUAAAUCCACCAUAUUAUGUCCCGUUGGUUGAGCUGGUCCCACACCCGGAGACGUCCCCUGCCACAGUGGACAGAACCCAUGCCCUGAUGCAGAAGAUCGGACAGUCCCCGAUCAGGGUCCUGAAGGAGAUCGACGGCUUCGCUCUGAAUCGCCUCCAGUUCGCGAUCAUCAGCGAGGCCUGGAGGCUCGUGCAGGAAGGAAUAGUGUCUCCGAGCGACCUUGACCUUGUCAUGUCAGAUGGCCUGGGCAUGCGGUAUGCAUUCAUCGGACCCCUGGAAACGAUGCAUCUCAAUGCCGAAGGUAUGUUAAGCUACUGUGACAGAUACAGAGAAAGCAUAAAACGUGUCCUCAAGAGUUUUGGACCUGUUCCAGAGUUUUCCGGGCCCACUGUUGAAAAAGUUAACCAGGCCAUGUGUGUGAAAAUUCCAGAUGAUCCGGAGCACUUAGCUGCCCGAAGGAAGUGGAGGGAUGAAUGCCUUAUGAGUCUUGCCAGAUUGAAAAGGCAGAUGCAGUCCCAGUAGUUUCUUGUAAUGCUCCUGUCAGUCCUCUCAUUGGGAGUCCUAUUUGGUGGAAUUAUAAGCAGUUAAUCAAAUCGCUCUGUGACAAUGGGAAGCCACAGGGGUGCUUGGCAUGCAGAUCCUGAGCCUGCUCUCCUGGCUGGGUAGGUGUCCAGCGGUGGCGGCUGAGUGGCUUACAGUUCCUUCUGAUCUGCCCCCAGCUGGGUGUCCAGCAGCACUUGCUGCCUGCCCCCGGACAAGCAAGAGAGCAAAUCGUCUGAGGAGUUUCACUUUUUAUUUUUAAUGUGAUUAAACAUGGCUAUAUUUAUAGCCAAUGAUUGUAGUUUCGGGUUAUUUUAAUCUGUAGCAAAAUAUUUGUAUAAUUGUUUUCCAAUCCCUUUCUGAAGACUCUAUGGCGCUGCAUUUAUGAGGCAGCUGCUUUCAUUUUGCUAAUGCUUAUUCUGAAUAGAAGGUUUUGAUUCCAUGAAGACGUGCUUUUUCCUCUGAUCUUUCUGAGAAAGCCUGUUUGAUCCUGAUGAUCGACAUAUUUUAGAGUGACCACAAUGAACGAGAAAUAAACAGAUACUUUGUUCUGA
Equus quagga is the source of this 1683-nucleotide messenger RNA. RefSeq names its product crystallin lambda 1 (gene CRYL1). The record is from RefSeq and is a predicted model, not a curated record. NCBI's taxonomy places the organism in Eukaryota, Metazoa, Chordata, Mammalia, Perissodactyla, Equidae. Gene Ontology annotation, molecular function: NAD+ binding; L-gulonate 3-dehydrogenase activity. The transcript is spliced from 8 exons. The coding region runs from base 152 to 1111 and encodes 319 amino acids. Gene Ontology annotation, biological process: fatty acid metabolic process.